CUCAAAAACACACACCACAACACAAUCAAAACAUUAUUUUACUUUCAAAAAACACAAAACAAAAAUACCAAAAAGCCAAAACAAGAAGAGCUAGGAUUACAAUAUUGUUAUAAUCUGUCUGUUAGUGCAGAGGGUGAAAUUGUGUGAAAAAAUUGUUCAGAUUGCGGCAAAGGUUGUGCAUGGACCUCUUCAGUAGGGACACAGUGCCUGCAGAAAAGUUCAACUAAGCGAUGGUGUUAAAUCUCAGCCUUUGAACUGGCGGACUUAUUAGAUUUCUGGAUUAGCGAUGGCUCCUGGAGGCGGUGUUUGCAAAGUUGUUGAAUCGCACCCAAAAUAUGCAAAUUAUGAUAUAACUGCAGCAAAAGCAGAGAAAAGAAGUACUCAAAUUAAAUCUAAUAGUGGGUGGGGUGAAAAGCAUGGAAUGCCUUCAACCAAUGGUGUGCAUGAGCUUCUUGAGUGCCCUGUUUGCAAAAAUUUAAUGUACCCUCCAAUUCACCAGUGUCCAAAUGGCCACACUUUAUGCUCAAGCUGCAAAUUUAGAGUGCAUAACUGUUGCCCAACUUGCCACCUUGAGCUUGGAAAUAUAAGGUGCUUGGCUUUGGAGAAAGUGGCCGAGUCAUUGGAGCUCCCUUGCAGAUAUCAAAGUCUUGGCUGCUAUGAUACUUUUCCAUACUUCAGCAAGCUCAAGCAUGAACAACACUGCCGAUUUCGCCCUUAUAAUUGUCCUUAUGCUGGAUCUGAGUGCUCUGUAAUGGCGGACAUCCCAACCAUUGUGUCACAUCUCAAGGAGGAUCAUCAGGUUGACUUGCAUGAUGGGUGUACCUUUAACCACCGAUAUGUGAAAUCAAAACCACAUGAAGUUGAAAACGCAACAUGGAUGCUAACCGUGUUUAACUGUUUUGGAAGACAGUUCUGCUUGCACUUUGAGGCUUUCCAGCUUGGCAUGGCACCAGUCUACAUGGCCUUCUUACGGUUCAUGGGUGAGGAUAGCGAGGCAAAAAAGUUCAGCUACACUUUGGAAGUUGGCGCAUAUGACCGUAAGUUGACAUGGCAAGGAGUUCCAAGAAGCAUCCGCUACAGCCACAGGAAAGUUCGUGACAGUCAAGAUGGGCUUCUCAUCCCUAGGCACUUGGCUCUGUUCUUCUCGGGUGGGGAUAGGCAAGAGCUCAAGUUGAGGAUCACUGGCCGCAUAUGGAAAGGGCAGUAACUCGAGACAUGUUAGUUAUCUUGUUGAUUGUACAGUUUAUCAAGAUUAUGGAAGGCCUGUUGGAGCUCCAGGUCUGUAGGAAGUCUUCAAUCGAAAGUAUAUGAAGACUAUUGAAAUUCAUUCUCCGUUUGAUGUUCUCUUAUUAGAUUCUCAAUGUGAUCCUAAUGUUUAUCCCUGUGGGUGUGGACCGUGAUUAGGUUGUUUCUUCUUUCGCCAUUGGCCAAUUUCUAUGUUGGUUUACAAAACUGGAAAACUCUGAUGAAUGAAUUAUAAUGGAA
Messenger RNA from Ilex paraguariensis (yerba mate), 1485 nucleotides. The record is from the annotation of a GenBank genome assembly. Lineage: Eukaryota; Viridiplantae; Streptophyta; Magnoliopsida; Aquifoliales; Aquifoliaceae.